AUGGCCGACUCCGCAGCAUCCACCCCCGACGGCGAACUCAGCGACACUCCCUUCGACAGCCCGUCGCCGUCCUCUCCCGCCUCCCCCUCGAGCCCUACCUCCACUGCCCCCUCCUCGCUCAAUGUUCCCUCCGAGCGCCCCCCCGCGCGCUCCGCCUCGACGACCGGCGCCACCGCCAACAUGACGCCUUCUUCCACCCCGCUAGGCAACAUCAAUGCUGCCAGGAAUCCCCGUGGAAAUGCCCCCACCAUCUCCAGCAGAGGCAGCGGCCUCAACGUCUCGCAGGACAUUUUGGCGAGGAUACAAGCGGUGCAUCUGGGCCGGCAAGGUGCCCCACCAGCGGGCGCAGCAGGACGAGGGGCAGGCAUGCCUCAAAGCCCAGGGCCGUCUGCUGGCCCACCGAGCAACCUGUCACCGAGAGGCGGUCCUAUGAUGUCAAGCGGUGUGCCCGCUGCUUUCCGCAUGCCUGGAGCGAAGCCCCCUAUGCCCAGCUUCCAGUCGGCGCCUGCCAUCCCUGGCCGUGCUGGACCUGCACCUAAGCUGUCCAUGGCCGAAAGACGCGGCGCACCCAAGCUAGGCGGUCUGCCUGGUGCGGCACCUGCUGCCGGUGCUCCUGCUGGUAAGAAGCGACCGGGCCUCACCCUCUCACAGAUGAACGGAGGCGCGCCGGACGCAGAGCCCAAGAAGCAAGAAACCGCGUUGGACAAGUACUCGGAUUUCAUCGACACCAAGACCGGUAGCCUUAAGUUUGCAGGCAAGGCUGUCCUGAAUCCAGACGGUGUUCAGUUCGCAAAUGGCACAUCCUUCAACAUCUCACUUGACGAGGUCGAUACGCUUGACGAGCUCGGAAAGGGCAACUACGGCACGGUGUACAAAGUACGGCACGCAAGACCGCGCAUGAGGAAGCCCGGCCAAGGCCUGGCUGGAAACAAGGCCGCGCCAGGCUCUCCAUCGCGGAAAGACUUCAGCGAAGAAGCCAGUCCCACGACCGCCAAGUCCUCAGGAGGCACUGGCAUCGUAAUGGCCAUGAAGGAAGUUAGGCUAGAGCUGGACGACUCGAAAUUCGCUGCCAUCAUCAUGGAGCUGGACGUCCUCCAUCGUUGCGUAUCGCCCUACAUUGUUGAUUUUUACGGCGCCUUCUUCCAAGAGGGUGCUGUAUAUAUUUGCAUGGAGUUUAUGGAUGGUGGGUCGAUAGACAAACUCUACGGCGACGGUGUACCCGAGAACGUUCUGCGUAAGAUCACGUUGGCGACGACAAUGGGACUGAAGUCGUUGAAGGACGAGCACAACAUCAUUCACCGCGAUGUCAAGCCCACCAACAUUCUCAUGAACACGAGGGGCCAGAUCAAGAUCUGUGAUUUUGGUGUCAGUGGUAACCUGGUUGCAAGUAUAGCCAAGACCAAUAUUGGAUGUCAGAGUUAUAUGGCCCCGGAGCGCAUCUCAUCAGGCGGCGUUGCUCAGGCGGGCGCCAAUCCUGGAGGUGGCACCUACAGCGUCCAGAGUGAUAUCUGGAGCUUAGGUCUUACCAUCAUCGAGUGUGCGCUGGGUCGCUACCCGUAUCCACCGGAGACAUACAACAACAUCUUCAGUCAGCUUAGCGCGAUUGUUGAUGGCGAGCCUCCGGAUCUGCCCGAGGAAGGCUACAGCGAAGCUGCCCGAAACUUUGUACGUGGCUGUCUGAACAAGAUUCCCAAGCUGCGACCAACCUAUGCCAUGCUUCUCAACCAUGUUUGGCUUGCGCCGAUGACAAAGCCGGACACAAUUACCGAGGAAGACGAAGAUGAAGUUGCCGCAGCAGAGGCGGCAGAAGGUGGUGCGGCGGCUGGCGACCAGGGCCCUGCUGAGCCAAGCGACGACGUUGUCGAUAAGGAGGUUGCAGACUGGGUCAAGGACGCAAUCGACAAGCGCAAGAGGGGCGUCUUGGGCAAGGCGCCCAAACCUGCGUUACACGCUGCGCCUCUGGAUGCCGUAUCAAGCCCAUCGCAAGACGGCGUGAAUGGCUUGGAGGCUGCAGGCGCACCCGCAGCGACAACAACUUGA
Molecule: messenger RNA, 2040 nt
Organism: Ascochyta rabiei
Lineage: Eukaryota; Fungi; Ascomycota; Dothideomycetes; Pleosporales; Didymellaceae
Product: Mitogen-activated protein kinase kinase
Exons: 2
Coding region: 1-2040 (679 amino acids)
Biological process (GO): protein phosphorylation; cellular hyperosmotic response; MAPK cascade
Molecular function (GO): ATP binding; MAP kinase kinase activity
Source: RefSeq, a predicted model, not a curated record